Messenger RNA from Paralichthys olivaceus (Japanese flounder), 2442 nucleotides. Its product is annotated as protein shisa-like-2B. The record is from RefSeq and is a predicted model, not a curated record. NCBI's taxonomy places the organism in Eukaryota, Metazoa, Chordata, Actinopteri, Pleuronectiformes, Paralichthyidae.
AGAGAGAAAGUGAGGUGCAGUGAGAACAGAGUUAGAGACAAAGAGGAAGAGAGAGGUAGAGCGAGGUGUCCGCGCAGCUCCUCCUGGCUCAGAUGAUGAGGAGGAGAACUUGCAGUAUGUGUGUGUGCAGUCAUGGGAGCGGACGCUGAUGUGCGCGCCACCGCGCGUAAUGCGCUCCGUGCGUCGGACAUGGGCUCGAAGUGUGAAAGUUACUACAGCAAGGAGAGGGUGUUCGUGGAGGGAUUCACGUGUCCGAGAGCGGACAAUGACUCCACGGCUCUCUACUGCUGCGGCUUCAGUGACUUGAAGUACUGUUGUGACGACCCCAACAGCUUCUUCCCAUACGAGUAUGGAUACAUGUGGUGGUUGAGUCUGGGAGCUCUGGUGGGUCUCUCUGUAGCAGCGUUGGUUCUUCUAGCCUUCAUCAUCACCCUGUGUGUACUCUGCUAUCUGUUCAUCACCACCAAACCCAGAGGACUGGAUAAUGGGCUGCCCCUUCGAGCACCAGGUUCAUCAUCAAGUCCACAAGGACCAGGACCGAGUCAUAGCAGCGCACCUCCUGGACCUCAAGGCUUCAGGAAACACUUCCUGAGGGGCAAGCUGGACUGUGACAACCAGCCGCCAGACCCAGACCGCCUUUUCCAGCGUUGUUUCAUGGCUACUGUGACAUCCAUCAACGUCGAGAGUCCUGCAUAGACUCGUAGACUAUUCGACAUUUGGUUCGGCUACUUUAACUUUGAUUAUUCUACCAUCCUCCCUCUACUGAAGGUUCAAUUUAGAAUGUCACAUAAUCUUAAAGAUAAAUUGACAUUUGACAAAAUCAAAUGUAAACCUUGAGGACCAAAAAAUGUAGCAGGGGAACAAGAUGAGACCUUGAUUGCUUUAUAUGUAGGCUUUUGCUGCUGAAGCAAACAACAUUUUCCAUUGAAAUCUCUUAUUAUUUGGUUUCCAGUUAGAUCAAAACCCCAUUAUGAAAGCGGUCGUGAUGUGCUGGAAUUGUGUCAUCAAACAUUUUCAUUUUGGUAAAUCUGCGGUAAAUGGUCUACCAUUUAAAUUAAUCUCUUAGAUUGAAAUUCUCUAAAGUUUAUUGUUUUUAUCACCUCUUACUGAAAUUUAUGUUUAUAUAAACUUGAAGAAAAACAUGAAGGAUUUAUCAAUUUAAAAUAAGUUUUUAAAAUAAGAUCCAGAAAGAAUAACCUCAGCAUGUUGAACAAUGAAUAACCACUGAUAUAAUAUUUUUGAUAAACAACAAGAACAUCUGCAUCUAUGUUUCUGAGUUCCUCGUGUUUACCUGGAUAUAACCCGGUGGCCAAUAACCAAUAACUUUGCUUUUACACUGUUAUAUAAAGCUUUAUUUAUUAUUGAGCUGAAUAUUACAAAUUCAAAAAGGAGGAGCAUUCAGGACUUUGAUGUAAAAUGUGAAAGUACAGGAUCUUCAAGCAGCCUGGUGUAUAUAGACCUGGAGGCAGUGUCUGUAGGCCCUCUGGUCUAAACGUCUCAACAGCUGUCAGAAGAAUCCUUAUUCAUUCAGUCUCCUGAGGAUUGAAUCCUACUGACUGUGGAUUCUCUGACUUUUUCUUUUGGGCCACCAUGAGGUUUAGUCUUGUCUCGAAAAGUAGUGGAUGGAUUAGCAUUAAAUAUGGUACACACCCACACACACAUACACAACCACACACACACACACACACACAAUAUUUUAAAAGUUCCCUUCACGAUAAAAGAUUUUUACUUUGCACAAAACUUUAGUCACGAACCAACCAUUGAACAUAUUUCUUAGAGGUGACAUUAACAAGAAAAUAACUGUUGCUAUAUUUACUUAAAUACAGGGUCAGAUACAUUGAAAUGUAACCUGACAUAUUUAAUUCAAUUAACACACAAACAAUGAUGCCAAAAAUAGAGCUGUGCAUGUGUGAGAUGUCAGUCACACCAGCUGUAAUGUCAACAGACUGCCUCCACAGCCUGAACGUGACACUCUAAAAAAAAAUCAAGGACAUUUUAACAAGCAACAUUUUAUGGGAACAUUUGUCUAUUUUUUAAAGAAUCAGCCAACAUGUUUCAUCUUAUGUGGACAUGCAAAAGUUCCUACCUUUACUGAAUAAUUUGCUUUAUAUUGUAAACUUUGUGCUGUGUAAAUGAAGCUUGAGCAAUGGCAUAAACCCCACCAAAAUAAAUACUUUUAUUUACUUCGAUAUUUUGCAUUUCAGAAGUUGGCUGAAUGAAGAGAAGGCACAAUUGUUGAUUCACAGUUUGAUGCCCAUGUACUGAAAUUGUUUUGAUUGCAUCAAAGCAGAAACUGUUGAACUGUUGAGCCAUGAAUUCUCAGAAUAGUCAUGUAAUGUCUGUGUUUUGUUCACUAGCUUUGUACUUUGCGUGAGAUAUUUGGCAGCUCAAGUGCCUCUGACCUUGCACAUGUGUAUUUUCCAAACUUAUUAAAGGUACAAC